CCGGCGCGGUUCCUCGGGGUCUGCCCGGCCUCUGGGGGUUCCGCCAGCGGCGCCGGCCGCGGCUGAGCCAGGCUGGGCCGGGCCUCGCCGCCAUGUUCACCAGCACCGGCUCUAACGGGCUCUAUAAAGCACCUUUGUCAAAGAGUCUGUUACUAGUCCCAAGUGCCAUCUCGAUUCUAUUGACUCUGCUCUUCCAACAUUAUCAGAAGUUCUUUGCAUAUAACCUACAAGCUAUAAAAGAGGAUUUUCAGAUUUGGAGACUUGUAUGUGGGAGAACUAUAUGUCUUGAUUUGAAAGACACAUUCUGCAGCAGUCUGCUCAUUUACAACUUUAGAAUAUUUGAGAGAAGAUAUGGCAGCAGAAAAUUUUCAUCCUUUUUACUGGGUGCUUGGAUGCUCUCAGCUUUGUUUGAUCUUCUUCUUGUAGAAAUCACUCAGUAUAUAUUUGGCAUCACAAUCAACAGCUUGCCUUCUGGUUUCUUGGGUCCUGUAUUUGCACUGUUUGUACCAUUUUAUUCCUCCAUUCCAAGAGUGCAGGUAACACAAGUGUUAGGCUACUUUUCCAUCACAAACAAGACACUGGUCUACAUACUGGGUUUACAGCUCUUAACCUCUGGUUCCUACAUCUGGAUUUUAGCCUUAAGUGGACUGGUAUCUGGGAUUUGUUACAAUAGCAAUAUAUUAAAAGUUCAUCGAAUUCUUUGUGUGCCCAGCUGGGUAGCAAAGAUAUUUUCUUGGACUCUUGAACCAAUCUUCUCAUCUGCGGAACCAACAAAUGAAGUUCGUGUGGGAAUGGGAGCAACAAUUGACAUCCAGAGGCAGCAGAGAAUGGAGUUACUGGAUCGUCAGAUCAUGAUGUCUCAAGUUGCCCAAAUGAGGAGGCAAAGGCAGCAGCAGGGUGGGAUGAUUAACUGGAAUAGACUGUUUCCUCCUUUGCGACAUAGACAUAAUGCAAAUUAUCAAGAUCAUCGCCCGUCUGAACAAGACACGCCUCCGCCUACUGAGGUUUCUGAAGAGCAGGUUGCACGACUUAUGGAAAUGGGAUUUUCCAGGGGAGAUGCUCUAGAAGCUCUGAGGGCUUCAAAUAAUGACUUAAAUGUAGCCACUAAUUUUCUGCUGCAGCACUGAUGGUUUUCCGUGUGAAGGAACUUCCCUCGAAGGGUUUGUACGCAUCUGAAAGAGGAUCAAAGCCACCUGCUGGACAGACUCGCGAAGGUCAGCCCCGCACGGGCGUCGGAGGAGAGAAACUGGCUCCUCGUGACUGGUGAUUCAAAGCAGUGCUAAUGAAUGACGUGAACUGUUCCCAAGCCUUCAGAUCACUCGGUGGUUUCUAGUCUGGUUGUGCUCUUCGAAGUAACUUUAGUUUCUAAUUAUUACGGGAUAUCACCUAAAUUUAUUUUCGAAAUAAAGUAGGUGUUUUUUUUCUUGUAAAUCCUUGUUAGACAUGUUAUCAGGCUUAAGGACUAGGAAAAGAAGCUCCAACAACCACAACAACUAGAUUUACCUAUCAAGGAAAAUAAUAUUUUCUUCAUUUAUCCUUCUAAUUUGUCUAGCUUACAUGUUAUUUUACAGUACUUGAUUUUUGACUACAGUAAUAAGAGGUUUGAAGGUCAUUACAAUUUCAACUCUGUAAAGGGUUAUGGGACUAUUAUGUCAUUCUUUGGAAAGCUCUAUUAAUGCCUGUAAUAUUUUAUUUCUUGAAUUCCUUUUUAAAUAAAAGUUGUCAUUCAGCACAUAAUAAACAGGUAGGAUGAGAGAAAAUUCAUGUGCAUAUUGCAAGUCUGGUAAGUGACUGCUGUAAGUUGAAACUUUUACAGAUUGAGUGAAUUGCUGUUCAGAUACAGGUCAGGAAGAAGAUACUCACAGGAAGCAAUAAAGAUUAAUUGAAUGAUACAAUAAGAUCAGAACUGAAAUGAUUUGAAUGUCUUCCAUGUCUAAUUCAGACUCCAUAACUACGGAUGUAUGCUGUGUCCCUAUGUGCUGGUUUCAUUUUUUGAGCUGGACACACACUGUCUUAAAAGAAAAUUAUAAAAUGCUAACUUUUCUAUUUAUAGUUCUAGUUUUGUACUGUCAGCAAUGUGGAUGACCCUGCAUUUGCCAAAUCCUCAUUGUUGAAGGAACUUGAUGUUGAUCACAGACUGGAAUAUUAACCUUAAGGGUGAUUCAGGCUUACACAGAAGGUAACGGGAUGAUAUGCCAAGAUAGUAUAGUGUUGGUUUAGAAUUUUAGAGUGAUAGUUAAGCUUGCUUGGCUUGACUCUGAGACAUGCUCAGUAUUAGCACCUCAGGAGUUUCAGGGUGGAGAGAGGUGAACAUCUCUAUAAAACCAAGCCGAAGUAAUACAAGAUUCCAAACUGUGACUCUGUGAAACCAGUAUACACAUGUAUCUCAAGCAUUUAAUGUUUCUGUAUUUACUUGUGUUUGUAUAUUGUGUGUAUAUGUGUUUAUUUGUAUACACACAGGCAUAUUUAAUACAAACAUUUAGAAUAAGAUGCAGGUCAUCAGAAGCAUAACAGAAGGCAACAGCAGGUACAAAGGGGAGAAGGUAAAAGAAUACAGAAGAGAGAAGGAUGUUUUGGAAAUCAAAAUGAACACAUAUGUAUGCAAGUAUAGAUCUGCAGUCUCACCUGGCCUGGAAAAUACACCAGGAAGCUACAGGACAAGACUGAGGGAGAGCGAGAGAGGUACCUUUCUUUUUCUCUUUUAAUUGACUGAUAAAACUGAAAAAAGCCCUUUAGGCAUAUAAGUCCUUAUCCAGAAAUUACAUCAAAUUUGUGCAGCUUUUGGCACAUGACAUAGUUUUUAAUAAGGUCGGUGUGCUGUAUGUAUUUUUUAGUAUUUUCCAGUGGGUAAAAUAAGGGGGUUUUGGAAUGACUGUGUGUUUUCCUGAGUUUUGAUCGACUUCCUUCAGGGUUUGGCUUGCUACUAUGUUUACAUUAUUUAGGCAAGGUCUGCUUUUCAGUUGAAAGGUUUUGUUUGUAUGAAGCUGAGUGGCUCUCCAUGUGUGUAGGCUACAGACAUUUCUGUAUCCAGAGAACUGUGAAAACCUGCUCUUACAAAGCAAAGGCCAAAUGUAAGUUAAAAAACCUACAAUAAUUUGUAUAUGCAGACUAGUUAAAUGCUUUGAAACAAGGACAGGUUUUAAUUUUGAAGGUUAUUUCAUUCCCAAAUAUUUUAUCCAAAUUAGCAAUAAAGACUAGUGAAUUACUUUAGUAGAAGUCAAAUUUUACCUGUAGGAAAUAAAGGUCCACCUAGCCCAGGGUAAAUUAAAUGUGACUUGUGCCCUUUCAGACAUUGCCCUGCUCUAGGGACAAGCACAAAGUGUGUUUAUUCCUUAGAAUUGUAAAAUGUGUUGAGUGGCAUCUUGGACAUGUAGAUGGAUAUUCUCCAAGUGUAAAUCCUUUCUUACUGUUACCUGUACAAGGGGUAUUCAAAUGUCAUUGUUUUGUGGAAAACACCAUUUUGCUGGGUAUUUCACAAAACAUGGUCAGACAUAAGGGGUAAAAUUCAGGUCUUGGUGAUGUCAUUUGAAAAUUCCCGUUGACAUCUGUGGCAGCAAUUUGUGCUCAAAAUGCUUCCAGGGUUGUGAUUUCCAAUUAAGAAAAAAAAAGAAGUGAUGAAAGGGGGGGUCUCAGAUGCUGUUGAACACAGUUCCUGUUUCCUGCAAGAGCCAUAGAAGAAAGGUUCACACACUGAAGCCAGAAAACAGCUCUGUUUCCACUCAGUGGUGAAACUUGCAUGGACCAUUUCUGGGAAGACAAAGAACAUGUUCUUCACAUCCCACACAGUGUUCAUCCAAUAUGUUUUAAAUAUCUCAUCACACCGUUCCUAUUUCGUGUGACAUGGGUGUUUUUAGGCAUCCAGAGAACACAGCAUACUUUUCAUGGAGGGGAUUUGCAGUCCCUAGGAAAUUCACACUGGUUUUGGUAAAACCAGGAUUUGGUAUUUUGAGAUAGAAGCAUUUUCUACUAUUAAAAUUUCUCUGCUAGACUGGGAGUGUUGUCGUCUGAGACAUCAGAGAAAUUUAUUGGGGACUUUCCUAGACAGUUGCAUGAUAUUUCACAGUACACCCACAGUGAGGUUUGUAGUUGUGGAAUCUGCCUGAUAAGCCACCAGGUUCUCAAGCCUUAACUUUUUGCUUAGAUGUCUCUGUAUCUACCGAAACCAUUUGCCUCUCUCAAACCAAGUGUUAAAGGUUGCCUUCUACUUAGUGAGCACAGGGAUGGACAGGGUUGGUUCAGGUACCAGCCUGUGCUGUCUGGAGCUUGUUGUUGCCUUUCUGAACAUGUGGUGGAGAAAAAGAUCUCGAUGUUUCUGUCUGAAACAGAACAAGCAAGCAAGCAAAACAUACUGCAAGGUACUGGGCAAAGAGCAACAGGCUCUCCUUUUUGUGUGUGUGUGUAUAUGUAUAUGCAUAUAUGUGUAUGCAUAUGUAUAUAUGCAGAGAGUGAAAAUAUUCAUGUAUUGCUUUUAUGAAAUUAACUGGAGCUACGAGUUGAAGAAAAUUAAAAGUCUGCGUUAAAAGAUA
This is a messenger RNA of Melopsittacus undulatus (budgerigar), 4526 nucleotides long. RefSeq names its product UBA domain containing 2 (gene UBAC2). The transcript is spliced from 9 exons. Gene Ontology annotation, molecular function: serine-type endopeptidase activity; protein binding. Lineage: Eukaryota; Metazoa; Chordata; Aves; Psittaciformes; Psittaculidae. The coding region runs from base 93 to 1127 and encodes 344 amino acids. The record is from RefSeq and is a predicted model, not a curated record.